Acipenser ruthenus (sterlet) is the source of this 3268-nucleotide messenger RNA. Its product is annotated as inositol-tetrakisphosphate 1-kinase-like. Gene Ontology annotation, biological process: inositol trisphosphate metabolic process. NCBI's taxonomy places the organism in Eukaryota, Metazoa, Chordata, Actinopteri, Acipenseriformes, Acipenseridae. The record is from RefSeq and is a predicted model, not a curated record. Bases 912 to 1787 code for a protein of 291 amino acids. The transcript has 8 exons. Gene Ontology annotation, cellular component: cytoplasm. Gene Ontology annotation, molecular function: inositol-3,4,5,6-tetrakisphosphate 1-kinase activity; inositol-1,3,4-trisphosphate 6-kinase activity; inositol-1,3,4-trisphosphate 5-kinase activity.
UUUAUCUCAUUCUGCUGCAAUAUUCCCACUGUCAUAAUCUUUUAUGGCAGUGUAAUUAUUCUAGUAAUAAUCUUAUAACUUUGUGGCGAAAAAAAAGAGAGAGUUGCAGGUUUUAGACAUUAAGGAAGGAGAGUGCUGUGCUGUAGUAUUAUUAAGAUAUUAAUGGUGAUUGUGCUCCUUUACAGUGAGCCUGUGGAAAUGGAGUGGAGCUGACACUGCAAUUUUGUUUGGAUGGUGCCUUGGUCUGAAUGAUUUAUUUGUUUUUGCAGGAGCUCUUGCAGUGUUUGAACACUAUAGUAGGACUGAAUGGAUUCAUUACACUAUGUAACACAAUUUUUGUUCCUGGGUAGUAAGUGUUAUUUCCUAAUUGCUUAUGUCUCAAAAGUAUAGAAAAUGGCUAUUAUUCCCCACAAACUUUGCUUUGGUGACCAGGACAGUGAUAUUUUGAAAUGUACCUAUUUCCAAUGAGAAAACGGGCAAAUUUGUGUCUUUUCGUUCACAUAAAGUCAGAAAAAAACAACAUAUGAAUCCAAAUUAACAUGUAUUUAUACUAAAGUAAUACAAAAAUGAUUACAAAAGAUUUAGAAGUGAGUAGUCUUUUUGGUUGGGGUAGUAUGGGUUUCUCUCCUCAGCUCCACCUCUGAAAUUGUCAUCUGGAUCUACAACGUCUUCCUCGCUCUCUGACUUGCUGCUCUCUUCUAAAGACGUCUGCUCUCUCUCCGGAGGAGUGGGUACGGGGAGCUCAUGGCAGUGUGGCACCGGGGCGAUGGAUGAAGGAAGGUCCGGAUACAUGAUAGCAGGACUACAUUGAAGCCCAUCCAGAGACCAUUGUCCUUGACCCUCUUCCAGCUAUCCGGACCCUGUUGGACCGGUGCAAGUCUUACGAGCUGAUCCACAGGAUAGAAGACCGCAUGCAAGAUGGCAGGAUCUGCUCUCCUCCCUUCAUGGUGCUUACCAGCGAGUGUGGACCAGAUACCCUGGAGCAGAUAGAGAAGCACAGACUCACAUUCCCCUUCAUUUGCAAAACCAGAGUAGCACAUGGCACAAAUUCUCAUGAGAUGGCAAUCAUUUUCAACGAGGAGGGUCUGAAGGACAUCAAGCCCCCCUGUGUGAUCCAGAGCUUCAUCAACCACAAUGCCGUGCUGUACAAGGUGUUCGUGGUGGGAGAGUCCUACACAGUGGUGGAGAGACCAUCCCUCAAGAACUUUCCAGCUGGACCUGCAGACGGAAAAACAAUAUUCUUCAAUAGUCACAACGUUUCAAAGCCAGAGUCGUCCUCAGACCUGACAUCUAGGGACAAUGUGGAAGGGGUGUCGCAGCUGCCCAACGAUGAUGUCAUCAGGGAGAUGUCGAGGUCUCUGUGCCGGGCGCUCGGGGUGUCCCUGUUUGGAAUCGAUGUGAUCAUCAACAACCAAACCGGCCAGCACGCUGUCAUUGACAUUAAUGCAUUCCCAGGUUAUGAAGGUGUACCAGAAUUCUUCAGUGACCUACUGAACCACAUAACUGCUGUGCUUCAGGGGCAAACUUCAGAGGUUUCAGCUGCUCCACACAACGGCAGCGCAGCAGAGCAGGUGGCCAGUGUUGUGGUGAACACAGCAGACCGAGGCAGUGGCACUCCCACAGGCUGCUGCAGCAUGCUGGGAAAAGACGCCAAUCCCUGGAUUGUGGAGGGAGACAGUGGCGGCAAGAAGGCCUCGCACCAGAGACUAGGCUGCAACUCGGCCAUGUCGCCCAAUUUCCAGCAGCACUGUGUGGCCACGCUGGCUACAAAAGCUUCUUCCCAAUGACCAGUUUUCCAAGAGAUAUAUAGAAAGAAACGAAAAAAAAACAGACCACCUGAUGCUGAUUUUAGGAGUUUAUUUUUUUUUAUAUACAGUUAAGACAGCCUCUCUUUCCCAUCACUUUUACAAAUCAUUGUGACUCACUUCAUUGCCCAAAGGAUAAGCGACUAAUUUAUCGUGUCAGUCCAGUGCACUUUUUUGUGGAAAAGGUUGAGAUUGCCGUUUGAAAAGUAAACAUAGAGUGCAUUAUGUACACAUCUAUGACAAAAUGAUGCGUACAUGUAUUUUUUUGUUUUGUUUUAUUUUUAGGUAUAGAGUAUAUUUACAAUUUUUAAAGAAAUUGACAUUGUAUGGUGGAAAAUGUUGGGUAUUUGCUACCCAGGACACAUGUAAAAUUAACAUAAAAAAGGGGAAACCGAGACUUUGAAAUGGAGGCAGCAGAGUAAGAGUCAUUUAAAAAACUAAAAUAGUAAAGGAGAGCGCUCAUAAUUCACCAAAACCCUUGAAUUUGAGAUCAAAUUCUUUGCCGUUUUGAUAAUAGAUUUGCAGUUGCCUUUUCCUGUUCUUUCAGAUUAAUCUUUUGACUAGGUACCUUGAUGUUGCUAUGACAACAUGGAACGUGUCACUGUUUUAGCCCUUAUAUCGGUCAGAUCGUGUAUCUGGUACAUUAUACCAGACAAAAUACAUUUUAGUUCUUCAGGCAAAGAUACAAACAUAAAAAAUGGCAAGAAAAGCUAGGAGUUUUUAAUUGAGGUUGUUUUCAGGGUUAGUUUGGAGAUUUUCAAGGAAUUAUGAAAGUGUUCACUUAUUUAAAAAAUCUAUUAAUGCUUUGUUGUGCAAUUUGAUUUACUGUACAACAGAACUCCUAGUGUUUCUUACCCACAAGAGAGGAAAAUAUAAUUCCUUUUUUGAACUGAUAAUUCCAACAGCAUUUAAAUAUUGUCUUAAUGGUCUGUAUUUCAGAUAAGGGGCAUUUUUUUAAUAUUCCAUGAGGUAUGUUUGUUUUGCGUUAAAAGAAAAACUCACUCUAUUUUGGUUUGCAUCAAUUAAUAUAUACUGUAUAUUUAGAAAUUAAGUUGAUUAUUAUAAUUUUUUUUUUUAGAUUUGGGUGCAGAAUAAAGGCUUAUCAGCAAUCCUGAUGGGAACAGAGCAUUAGUUUGUGUCUGCGUGUGUUAUUGGCUUGAUACAGGUCGAAGUGCGGCUACUCUCGACAGAGAAAAAACAAGGAUAAUGAAAUGAUUAUUCCAUGCGUGUACUGUACGCUCACUGAAAUAAUUUGAUUGUUGAAAUGAGAGGAACAUUCUGUUCUAGAUCUAAUUUAGUAUUUCACAUAUUUUUUAAUAAUUAUUUAGUUGGAAUAGGUAAGUGUAUAUGGGUGAUAUAAAUGCUAGUAUUUUAACAAUGAGUUGAUAGGCCUGAAGAACAAACAAUGUAUGUUGUCUUGUUGGGAUUUAAAUUUGAUGGUCGGGGGGGGGGGGGGGGACAAA